Molecule: messenger RNA, 1164 nt
Organism: Malassezia pachydermatis
Lineage: Eukaryota; Fungi; Basidiomycota; Malasseziomycetes; Malasseziales; Malasseziaceae
Exons: 3
Coding region: 1-1164 (387 amino acids)
Cellular component (GO): mitochondrion
Molecular function (GO): protein-containing complex binding
Source: RefSeq, a predicted model, not a curated record
AUGAGCUUGUCGCGCUCGGUAUUGUGCGUGUCGCGCGAUGGCAUGAGCCGUACUAUGGCCUCGCGCGUGUUUACGCGUGAGUACUCACAGGAUCUCUUGAUCAAGCAGCGGACAGGCAUGCCGCAGGUGGCUCGCGGUCCGUUUGGUAUGGGUCGUAACUCGACAAAUGGCAGCAUUGCUACUGUGUUCGGUGCGACUGGUUUCAUGGGUCGCUACCUUGUGAGCAAACUGGCCAAGGCUGGCACUCAGGUUGUGAUUCCGUACCGUGAUGAGGAAGAGAAGCGCCAUCUCAAGUUGCUCGGUGACCUCGGCCAGAUUGUGCCGCUGGAAUGGGAUAUCCGCAACGACCAGCAGAUCCAAGAGUGCUUGCGUCACUCAGACACUGUGUUCAACUUGACCGGUCGUAACUACGCUACGAAGAACUUCUCGCUUCGUGAUGUGCAUGUGGACGGUGCUCGUCGCAUUGCUGAGCAUGCUGCAGAGUCUGGUGCGGCUCGCUUCAUUCAUGUGUCGCACCUGUCGGCGGACGCGAACUCGGAGAGCGAGUUCCUCCGCACUAAGGCGCAGGGUGAAGACGCUGUGCGCCGCGCCUUCCCGGGCGCUACGAUUGUGCGUCCAGCCUCGAUUUAUGGUCAUGAGGACCGUUUCUUGAACAAGAUGGCCUCGUGGCCCAUUACGUGGAAGCUGAACAACGGCCAGACGAAGCUCCGCCCUGUGCACUCGCUUGACGUGGCGCAGGCCCUUGCGACGAUUGCGCAGGCUGACAGCAUCUCGAUCGGCCAGACAUUCUCGCUGUAUGGUCCGAAGACCUACACGAUUCGCGAGCUACUCCAACUCGUGGAGGAUGUGACGUACCAGAAGAUCGUGUCGCCAGAUGUGAACGUGCCGCGCUUCCUGUUCUCGGCGGUGGCGAAGCUCGGUGAGAAGGUGGCCUGGUGGCCCAUGUUCAAUGCGGACGAGGUGACGCGCCGCUUCAUUGAUGAGGUGCCGGAGGAGGGUACAAAGACCUUUGCGGACCUCGACAUUGUCCCUGACCUGCUGGAGGACGUUGCGAUUGUGUACCUGCGUCGCUUCCGCAGCCUCCUGCGUUACGAGCAGCCGAUUGAGAACACACGCACGGGUGCUGUGAAGCUCCGCAAGCAGCCGUUCCGUGUGGUGGAGUAG